Oppia nitens is the source of this 565-nucleotide messenger RNA. RefSeq lists its product as uncharacterized. The coding region runs from base 179 to 559 and encodes 126 amino acids. The transcript has a single exon. Lineage: Eukaryota; Metazoa; Arthropoda; Arachnida; Sarcoptiformes; Oppiidae. The record is from RefSeq and is a predicted model, not a curated record.
UACCCAGCAACACAUCCCACUGUCCACUGACAACACCAUCAACACAUCCCACUGUCCACUGACAACACCAUCAACACAUCCCACUGUCCACUGACAACACCAUCAACACAUCCCACUGUCCUCUACACAACAUACCCAGCAAAACAUCCCUGUCCUCUACACCACCAACAAUAAAGUGAUGGCUAGUUUGCGUUCAUGGUUUUCCAUACUUCGUUGGUCACUAAUCCUAACGCUAAUCCUAUUGAUUAUCCUAUCGAUAGUACCCCUGAUAUGGCCCCGAAAUUUUACCAAAGAAUCACUGAUAGGUCCCCAAUAUUAUCUGAUCAACGGUUCAGUUAUGAUUAGUUUAUCUGUGUUUGGUUUGUGUUCAAUAUGUUAUCAUUAUUUUUGGUUUACCCUAUUGUUUGCCCUAAUGCUGACCGUCUACCUGUGCGUUGAACUGGUAUUUCUGGGCGGUAAUAUCGGCCUGUAUCUAACUAAACUGGGUGUAAUUGCCUGUUCAUUUACCUACUGUGCCGUAUUGAAAAGGUUUGAAAACGAUGAACUAUAUGGUGUCUAAACCCAG